CUGGCCUUAACUGUCAACACUUGGUAUUUUAAACAUUUCAAUGUUCACUCGCCACAAUACCGAAGAAAUACGUGGCUAAGGUGUUCUAAAUACUUAUAAUACUGUUUAGGAUAAAGUAUAACAAAUGACUUACCAGUCGUUUCGCAUUGUCGGUGAAUUUUCGACGAAGAUGGAGUAGAAGUGCCAGGAGUUCGGCUCCGAAGGGUAGAAUGUCCCUCAAAGAAGUUUACGUGCCUGUCGACGAUCCCAGGAAUGUCAAAAAGACCCAAGAAAUUAAGUUAUUCUGCUUUGACCUGACAAACUGUAGUACCAAGCUGCAGCUUUUUUGGUGCAGUUUUGGAGUAUUCUGCUUGUUCUUGCUCUACGGAUACCUGCAGGAAUUGAUAUUCACGCUCGAUGGAUUUAGACCAUUCGGAUGGUACUUGACACUUAUUCAAUUUGGUUACUACACAGUCUUCGGAUGGUUAGAAUGUCUCUUCAGAGGAAUAAGAAGAAGAAUACCGAUGGGUACUUAUCUACUAUUAGCAGUCCUCACGUUGGGUACGAUGGGCUUUUCCAAUUCGUCGCUUGGCUACCUUAAUUAUCCGACUCAGGUAAUAUUCAAGUGCUGCAAACUUAUUCCGGUGCUAAUCGGCAGUAUACUGAUACAAAAAAAGAAGUACGGGGUACUAGAUUUUAUAGCUGCCAGCUUGAUGUGCAUCGGGCUGGUGCUCUUUACUUUGACAGAUAGCAUAAUUUCCCCAAGGUUCGAUCUAGUCGGAGUGAUAAUGAUCAGCUGUGCCCUGCUUUGCGACGCACUCAUUGGCAACUUACAAGAGAAGGCAAUGCGCCAGUACAAGGCUGGAAAUACAGAGGUCGUACUUUACUCCUACAGCAUAGGAUUUUUAUACUUAUUUAUAAUUCUCCUAUUCACGGAGAAUAUAGUUAAGGGUGCAACAUUUUGUGCCAAGCAUCCCCUGGAGACAUAUGGCUAUGGUCUCCUGUUUUCACUCUCCGGAUACUUUGGUAUCCAAAUAGUGUUAACACUCGUCCAGUGCUGUGGAGCCUUCGUAGCUGCAACAGUAACUACAUGUCGCAAAGCAGUGACCAUUGUGAUAAGUUUCGUGCUAUUCUACAAGCCUUUUACUUGGCAAUAUUUGUGGUCAGGGCUGUUAGUAAUUCUUGGAAUAUACAUUAAUGUCUACGGCAAACAACGUGCCAAUGACAGAAUCAAUCUCCGACAGAUUUGGAUCGGCCUGAAGAAGUGCUGCGCAUCGCAGAAAAGGAUCCAACUUAUGACUAAUGUUUAGUCCCGAUAUCAGUGCAUUUCUUAUAAAGUUCCUACCUUCAGCUAAUAGUAUUCAUUCUUCGGUGCAAUAGUAUGUUUUAAAGGAUAGGCUUGUAACAAUCCCGAAAGAAUACCGUUCGUAGAUUGAAAAUCUGUUUACUAUUUCAGUCAAUUGAUUUUGCAUGAAUAUGAAGUCGAGGCUAAACACUUUUUAAAAGUUUUAAACAAAUUCUGAGUAGCUGACGAAUUGAUUGACUAAGCAGUGUUCAUACAUUUUUCUCUUUAAAUAAAAUUUCAAGUUACUAUACCCUGUCUAGUUGGAGUAUCAAUUAUAAAUUUAUACAUAUCAAUAAUUAGUAUACAAUGCCAUUAUUUUUUAAUUACACAGGGAUAGCGUCGUCUUUUACAUUUUUGAUAAAGCCAUUUUCAAAGCGACAUAGACUAUCUUAGAGAUAAAAGUAGUUGGCAAUCAAUACGGAUGUAUAUUAAAAUCUAAUCAGGCUCAACUAUUUUGUAGUCUUGCACGAAGUUGCGGGAAUAAAUGAUACAUAAAUAUAUUUAUUUGCAUCACUAAAAAA
This is a messenger RNA of Orussus abietinus, 1845 nucleotides long. RefSeq names its product adenosine 3'-phospho 5'-phosphosulfate transporter 2 (gene Papst2). The record is from RefSeq and is a predicted model, not a curated record. Gene Ontology annotation, cellular component: Golgi membrane; endoplasmic reticulum membrane. Gene Ontology annotation, biological process: transmembrane transport. Gene Ontology annotation, molecular function: 3'-phosphoadenosine 5'-phosphosulfate transmembrane transporter activity. Lineage: Eukaryota; Metazoa; Arthropoda; Insecta; Hymenoptera; Orussidae. The coding region runs from base 210 to 1289 and encodes 359 amino acids. The transcript has 5 exons.